ACAAAAAACAAUACUCAAUUCCUUUAUAUAAACCCACCGAAGUUUUGAGAGUUUUAAAUUGAAGCAAACCCACUUCAAACAUUUUCUGUGUGUGAUUUCAUCAAACAUGUGGAGGACAGAAGAAAUUAACAGAGAAUUAAAGCAAGGAGGAGAGUUUGAAGAUAAAGAUUCUAUAAGAAAUGCUUUGUUAUCAGCUGGAACAGCAUUGUUAAUGGCAACUUGCUUGAAGAAAGCUGUUGUUAUGUUCUUAGUUGAGCAAUGGCGGAUCUGGGUUUUCCUUGCUUUAAACCUUAUUCUUGUUGCAAUUUUCUUCACUUCAAAUCCUGCAAAUUACAGUGAAACCCAAAAACAAGAGACAAGUGGUAAAACAAAGCAGAAGAAGACUGAAAACAUAGAGCUCAAGGAGGCUAAAAAAGAAGAAGAUAAAACAAAGCAGAAGAAGACUGAAAACAGAGAGUUCAAGGAGGCUAGAAAAGAAGAAGAUGAAAUUGAAGAAGAAGAAGAAGAAGAAGAAGAAGAAGAAGAAAUUGGGUUAUCAAAAGAGGAAUUGAAUGAAAGAGUUGAAGCUUUCAUUGUAAUGUUCAAGAAGCAAUUGAUUUCAGAUGCAAGAAAAGGGGGAAACAGACAGCUAUAAUAAUAGUAAUAAUAAGAAGAAGAAUAGUCAAUAGCCAAAGCCAAAAAUCUGUUUGGCCCAACAUUUUGGGGAGAAGAUCUGAGGUUGUUGUUUUGUUUGUUUUCUCUCUUGCUUGUUUGGUGAGUCUCAAGAGCUUCAAAAAUGUAAUCUUGAACCAUAAAUUUUGGAAUAUACCAUCAUUUUUGUAUAAA
Molecule: messenger RNA, 825 nt
Organism: Cucumis melo (muskmelon)
Lineage: Eukaryota; Viridiplantae; Streptophyta; Magnoliopsida; Cucurbitales; Cucurbitaceae
Exons: 1
Coding region: 107-634 (175 amino acids)
Source: RefSeq, a predicted model, not a curated record